Molecule: messenger RNA, 3427 nt
Organism: Sarcophilus harrisii (Tasmanian devil)
Lineage: Eukaryota; Metazoa; Chordata; Mammalia; Dasyuromorphia; Dasyuridae
Gene: ZC3H12D
Product: zinc finger CCCH-type containing 12D
Exons: 6
Coding region: 678-2564 (628 amino acids)
Biological process (GO): 3'-UTR-mediated mRNA destabilization; nuclear-transcribed mRNA catabolic process, RNase MRP-dependent
Cellular component (GO): nucleus; cytoplasmic ribonucleoprotein granule
Molecular function (GO): RNA endonuclease activity; mRNA binding; metal ion binding
Source: RefSeq, a predicted model, not a curated record
AAUUCCACUCCCUCUUUUUCUUUCUUCCAUUUGAACACGAAUACAAAUCAGUAUCCUGGUGAGUACAGAUUUUGCCAUAACUAAAACUUGAGGCAAUUGACAUAACUCUCUGGGAUAGUGUGAAAAACCAAGCCAAAGCAAAUCAGGAACAUGUCCUCAAGAUCUAUUCUUUGAAAGCUUUGGCUUCUGUGUUUUUCAUAAAUCACUCUGUAAACUGGUGAAUUCUACCUUGUGUUCGAGUGUUGGUUUUGGGCAAAGGCAGAUUUUUUUUUCUUUUGUUGUGAGAGCUCUGUUUAGAAACAGGAGGUCAAAUAAGUCUUUUCUUCCUCAUGUGUGAACACUUGAGAAACUUAAAGUUGAUAGUGAGGAUUUCAUCAGAGUUCUCUAAAAGACUGGGGAAUGGACCUAACAGGCUAUGCUGAUUGGAGUUCAGCUAAUGGUCCAAGAAGCUUAGCAAGGGGCAGUGCCUCCUACACACAGCUGCCUGGUAAUUGCUUAUUGAACUGAGUUGAGUUGGGAUUGUGACUUAGCCUGUGGCCACAGAAGAGCCUCCUCUGGAUGUUCAUACAUCUGCAUGUUGGUGGUGAGGACCAAAACCAAGUCCAGGAGCCAGAAGGGGCUGACUCCACAGGGAGCCAGAGCCUCGCCUGUCCCCCAGCCAGGCGGGGGUGCUUUCGAUGGAGCCCCACACAGAGAAGCUGGAGUUCUUCCGAAAGCUGGGCUACAGCCGGGAGGGCGUCGUCAGAGUGCUGGCAAAGCUCGGCCAGGGGGCACUGGUGAAUGACAUCCUCCAGGAGCUGAUCCAGAUGGGCAGCCGCCCUCAGGCCGGGGAGAGCUGUGGGGAGAACCCCGCUCCAAAACUCGUUGCCCGGGGCUGCGGUGGCACUGCGGACCUGUCCCCACGGCUUCUGGGUGCGGAUCCUGAGGAUGAGGUGGAGGACCCCGACAACCAUUUGAGACCCAUUGUUAUUGAUGGCAGCAACGUGGCUAUGAGUCAUGGAAACAAAGAAAUCUUUUCCUGCCGGGGAAUUCGAUUGGCUGUGGACUGGUUCAGGGAGAGAGGACACAACUACAUCAAGGUCUUUGUCCCAUCGUGGAGGAAGGAACCACCAAGAGCUGAUACCCCUAUUUCAGAACAGCACAUCCUAGAGGAGCUGGAAAAGCAGGCGGUCCUGGUGUACACCCCGUCCCGCAAGGUCAAUGGCAAGCGGGUAGUCUGUUAUGAUGACCGCUACAUUGUGAAGGUGGCCUAUGAGAAGGACGGCGUCAUCGUGUCCAACGACAACUAUCGGGACCUCCAGAGCGAGAACCCGGAGUGGAAGUGGUUCAUUGAGCAGAGACUCCUCAUGUUCUCCUUCGUCAGUGACAAAUUCAUGCCUCCUGAUGAUCCUUUGGGCCGCCAUGGACCAACUCUUAGUAACUUCCUUAGCAAAAAGCCAAAGCUUCCACAGGCCUCCUGGCAGCACUGCCCCUAUGGCAGGAAGUGUACCUAUGGCAGUAAGUGCAAAUUCUACCACCCGGAGAGACUGCAUCAGGUCCAGCUGUCAGUGGCGGAUGAGCUUCGAGCCAAAACCAGGGCCUUGCCGGGCUCCGAGGAGGAGCCACGGAAGCCGGGGCCGGUUCCCCCCCUGACUCCCCCCAGCCUGAGCCCGGAAUCCCCGUGGAGUCCCACAGGCAGCAUCAGCAGCUGCAGUAGCUUUAGUAACAGCAGCCCGGGCUCCAGUGGGACGGAGGGGAGAGGUCCUUCUGUGGACAGGAGCCUCAGGGGAACUCUGGCCCGGAGCUGGGAGGACUGUGCUCCAGGCCGGUGGGACCCCGCACGCGGCUUUCCGCUCAGCCCCCCAGCAGGGGAGAUCCGCUUCCUGGAGGGCCAGCUCUCCAGACUGGCAAUUGGUGAGGAUUCCUAUGGUCCUGGCUCGCACGGCGGCCUCGGAAGUGCCGGGAUUCGGGGCUGGAUGCACACCUUAUACCAAGGCUGCAACCUCCGUCAUUCCAACUGCCGCGACCCCUUCCAGCCCCAUCAGCACAGCACGGACUGUGGCUGCUUGCACAGCCACCAUUUCCAGGAAGGGGCCCUGCCCACUGCAUAUGCUGGUAGCCCCCUGACGGGCAGAGGGUCUUACCAUCCUGGUUCUGGGGAGCCGGACCCGGCCCUGCCGGGGACUUUUGUCCCUAGUGACCGUCCAUCCGCAGCAGAUCUGCAGCAAACCCAACAGCAGACUGUCCCCCAGGCUCCCACCCGGGAUCCAUUUCCCCAUCCCACCCACACCAACGAGACCUGGGGAACAGGGCAAGCUCAGAAACCGCCGCCCGCUCCAUCUUUUAGGGGGGACUCCAGCUGGAGGAGCCAGCCCUUUAGGAGAGUGGAGAGUUAUCCACACUCCCCUGAAUAUAAAGGCCGGGCCCCGGGGUCAGCCAGUGCAGAGCGAGCCCGCGUCCGGACAGCCCUCUAUAACAUCUUCCCCCAGGGUGAGGUGGACCAAGUCAUGUCCUUAUUUCCAGACCUGGUGGAUAUCACCAGUCUAAUAUUACUCAUUGAGAAAAACCGUCGGCUUUGUCCGUGAGCUGGAAACCCAUGAGAAAGCUGUGGAGCCUCUGCCGGUGACAUCCCUAGAAUCCUUUUGACUCCGGAGGCUGGACUGCAAACCCACUGAAAGCAACUGUUGUAAUGACAGCCGGGCCCCUUGGCUCUAGGCAGGGCGAUAGCCAAGCUUUCCCAUUGCUCAUGGAGAUCAGGUCAGGGAUGACCAGGAAGGACGUCCCAUUGUUUAGUUUGCAGGCCUCCUGUGGCCGUUUGCCUGCUUCCUGAAUGGCGGUCACAGAAUCUCAAAUCGGGAAGGUCCUGAGCAAGAAUCCAAACGGGAUAAACUAUUUUGGGGGGAGGGGAGGAGGCAAUCAAUGUCAAGUGCCUUGGGUCACUGUCUGAGGCUGAAUUUGAACUUGGGUGGCUCUGACUGUAGGGCUGGUACUCUAUGAUGCCCUCAGUGCCCCCAGGAUUUCCUAUUAAAGCAAUCUCAACAGACAGACAUUCAGAUUUUGCUUGAAGAUUUCCAUUGUAGAGAGAAGGAGGAAGGAACUCACUACUUCUCAAAGCAUCCCAUUCCACUUUGAAAUGAAAUAAAUUUGGAAUAGAUUUUCUUGUAAGGAAGUUUGUGGUUGUUGGGUUUUCUUUCUUUCUUCUUUCUUUCUUUUUUAAAAAUUAUUUCUAUCCUUUUCUCUUGGUCCCAUAGGGCCAAAAAGAAUAAAUCUAAUCCAAGUAUUCUUUACUUGGGGUCUGUGAACUUAAAUUUUUUUUGAUAAUUAUUUAAAUAUAAUGGUCAUUAUUUAAUUUUAUGCAUUUAAAUAAAAACAUCAUUUUGAGGGGAUAUUUCUAUACUUCACUGGCCAGCCAAAAGGAUCUAUGAUACAAUAAAGAUUAAGAACCUUU